Messenger RNA from Sclerotinia trifoliorum, 1383 nucleotides. The record is from the annotation of a GenBank genome assembly. Lineage: Eukaryota; Fungi; Ascomycota; Leotiomycetes; Helotiales; Sclerotiniaceae.
AUGUCGGAAUAUGUUCCUCCUCUGCAAGACGCAGCAAGUACUUCAUCUCGAACGCGCAAUGGGGAAAAUCGCAACGAUACUGUCUCACAAGCUAUAACAAGUUGGCCAGCGGCAGUUACUGACAGGAAAGAAAGUUGUCCCAUUUGUUUUGACAUCAGUACGUAUCACACAUCAUCUAUCCCUAUAUAAUCAUAAUUCAAACUUACACAACGAAUAGUUACAGGGACAGCACCGGGAAAAGAUGAUAAAAUUAACAUGGAGAUUCAACUUGCAUCUUCGAAAUUCUGUUGGCCGGAAUGGCCAGUUAUCACACCUUGCAAACAUAGAUUUGGUAGUGUCUGUUUAGGACGUUGGCUUCUUCAUUCCGAUUCUUGUCCUCUUUGUCGUACAAAGCUCGUGUCUCAUCAAACGACAUCAAUGCAUAUUUAUGAUCAACCAAUACAGCGGGCCCACUCCCUCGGAGCUCUAGAUAUCUUCCGAGAACCUAGCUAUACAACAGGGACAGAUGUGCAAGAUAUGAAUUAUAUCCAAACGGUUUUAUCCCGUUCGACAUCCUCAGGUAAUGGGAGAAGCAUGGAUGAAUUUGAACGACAGAGACUCAAUACCAGGAUGGGAGGAUUAGCUUAUGUAGAUCCUAGAAAUAUUGCGAGGGCGAGGUCAAAUUGGUGGACUAUUCAAGCCCAUAUUCCCCCUGCUACUACCACUACGCAUGGUCACCCUGAUACUCCUACUUCCGUGGAACGUACACCAGAGUAUACCCGUCGCACAUAUGAGAAUGUCAAUAUUACGAGUUAUGAAUUGAGAAAUCAAGCAAACAGUAAUACUCAACUUACGGACAGAACUAGGGAAGCGAUUAAUACUCGAUGGCGCAAUUUGGAUUUCCUAAACAAUAAUCGCCGUCCCCUGGAACCAAUCACAAUAGGAACGAGAAACGCAUACUCGGUAGCUGAUGUGGUAGGUUUAGCUAUGGGCGUAGGAACUGUAGUUGGAAUGCCUAGAGGCGAGCGAACAAUACCAAGGGGAAGAGAGAGGACAAUACCAGCGGGAGAAGAGCCUAGCGUUCCCUUCACAAGAGAAUCGAGCAGUAGUUACUCAAUCAUUAACGCAAUGAGUCAAGCUCUGGGAGUAGGAACUGUGUUUGCAAUGCCCCGAGCCGAAUGGAGGAAUUCGAACCACCGAAGAAGACGAAAUAAUUCACCAAGUGAGUCAAUAAGGAAUAUCAGCAUCAACAAUCAGGAACCACGGGAAAUGAUCAGAACAAAUGAGGAAACCAGAACAACUGAGGACCCCAUGACCAGACGUAGAGAAAAUUCUACUCCAGCGCAUGAUUUGUCGGAUUUACCCGGAUUAGCUAGUAGUAUGUGGGCGCGUCCUUGGGGUUGA